AUGGCGGAAGCAGGGGAUCAACCAGAACCAUGCAGUAUAGUCUCCUCGUUCUCCACCUUUGACUUUGAGUAGAACAUUCAUGGCUGCAUCUCCUACACAUAUCCAGCUUCCUUCUUCUUGUACGCUUCUCCCAUCUUCUUCAUUCAUCUCUUCGCUUCCUUUACCUCCACUCUCUAUUACUACUGCUUCAGCUAUUCUCACCUCCACAAGACUCUCUUCAUUACGCGUCCGUUUCAGUCGACGGUCCAUCGUCAGAUACAACGACAACUUUGAAGAAGAUGAAGAAGAAGACGAGAAUGAAGAGGACUGGAGCUUUGAGGAAGCUGUCUCUCUCUUCAACAAGAGAGACUAUUACAAAAGCCACGACGCGCUGGAAGCACUCUGGAUUCGAGCUGAGGAGCCAGCUCGGACGCUGUUCCAUGGGAUACUUCAGUGUGCCGUUGGAUUCCACCAUCUCUUUAACAACAAUCAUAAAGGUGCGAUGAUGGAGUUGGGAGAAGGAGUAUGCAAGCUAAGGAAGAUGAACUUUGAAGAUGGUCCGUUUCAAGAAUUCGAGAGAGAUGUCUCUGCUGUUCUUGAAUUCGUUUAUCAAACACAACUCGAACUCGCUGGUUGUUCAGAAGAUAUGUGCUUGACAAUGGAUCAAUCAGACAGAUCUUAUCAACUGUUGGGCGGUUAUGCAGCUGGAGAGAGUAUAUACACCUUAGAGACUGUGGUUGAUUUCAACAAUGGAAUGUCUGAAACAUGUGUUAUACUCUUCUCUCCUUCAAGCUCCUCCUCUGAGCCAACAAGAGUCAAACUCCCAACUCUAGAGGCAACCAAUAAACACCUUCUUGCGUUUACAGGGGACGAGAGUCUCUAAAGAGAAAUGAUUCAUUAGGAUCUGAUUUGCAUUCCACAAAAAAAAAAAACAU
Messenger RNA from Brassica rapa (field mustard), 914 nucleotides. RefSeq lists its product as uncharacterized. Lineage: Eukaryota; Viridiplantae; Streptophyta; Magnoliopsida; Brassicales; Brassicaceae. The record is from RefSeq and is a predicted model, not a curated record.